Paramacrobiotus metropolitanus is the source of this 1068-nucleotide messenger RNA. RefSeq names its product alpha-1A adrenergic receptor-like. Bases 1 to 1068 code for a protein of 355 amino acids. Gene Ontology annotation, cellular component: membrane. The record is from RefSeq and is a predicted model, not a curated record. Lineage: Eukaryota; Metazoa; Tardigrada; Eutardigrada; Parachela; Macrobiotidae. The transcript has 4 exons. Gene Ontology annotation, molecular function: G protein-coupled receptor activity. Gene Ontology annotation, biological process: G protein-coupled receptor signaling pathway.
AUGAGUUAUAAUGUAUCGCAGUUUCAUAAUACGACGGAAUGGGACAUUCUCAUCCACGAAUUCAACCAGCAGUGGGCGGCCGAGCGCACACUCAACUACGUGUUUUGUGCCGUUAUGACCGUUCUGGCUGUGUUUGGCACAUUGGCUAACAUUGUGGUAUUGCUGUCCUUUGUCAUUCUCAAAGAACUCCACCAGAUCCAGUAUGCGUUCGUCGGCAAUUUGGCCGCUGCUGACCUCAUCAUCACAGCUUUCAUUAUUCCCGCCAACAUUGUCGGACCGCGUUUCUUCCGUGACAAUCCCUGGUUCUGCGAAAUGGACGGGACAAUCUGCGCUACGGCUUGUGCCGGCUCCGUGUGGUGCAUCAUGGCAAUCAGUGUAGAAAGGUACAUCUGUAUCUGCCAUUAUUCAUUGCAUAUCAAGCUCUUUACGGUACCCCGCACCAUCUUCAUUAUCCUUCUCCUCUGGAUGAUCGCCCAUCUAAUCCAUCUACCCAAUCUCAUCGGCUGGGGCGUGACUGCCUACUCCGAUGACCUUUAUCUCUGCACCACCGAACUGCACGUUUGGUCCUACUCCAUCUUCUUCGGCUCUUGGGCCAUCCUCAUCCCCAUUCUGAUCAGUUUCUACGCUUAUGUCCAGAUUUAUCUGCGCGUCCGGAACAGUCGGGCGGUCCGUCGGCGGGCCGUGGCGCCCUCCCGGUCAUCGGGAAAUUCGCAUCCUGGAUCCGUUCCCGAUCCAGCAGGGAGUUUCCGUACGGAGAUGGCGCUGCUGAAGGCGUUGUUCAACGUUUUUCUCAUCUUUCUGGUCUCGUGGAUUCUGAUUGGAUUCUUCUUCGUCGGGCGCGCCUGGAUUGCUUUUCCCAAGACGUACAAUUUUGUGGCGCUGGUGUUGUCGCACGGAAGUAGUGCGACGAAUUCGGCAAUCUAUUUCUGGAUGACGGAUACGCUGCAGAUUACACGACAGGGAUGUCGGAGAUUAUGGCGGGGAAUGUGGGCGGAGCCGGCGCUGCCUGCAAGCGGUUUCGGCAAAACGGGAAAUAGCCGGCAUACCGGUCAUUCCGCGUCGACAUAG